AUGGCCCAAUCAUCAUCCCGGGUCGUGACUUGCAUCAACUAUGCCUUGCAUGAUACCGAGUUGCGGGCUAACCGUACUCCUUCCUUGGCUAAUGACUUGAAGAAACACAACAUUUGUCUAAGGAAUCUCAAGGCCUUCGUUGUUGUUUCUGCAAGAAGGUGGGACAAAGAUGCCCGCGGCUUGGAAUCUCUCUUGGCAAGGAUUGAAGAUGUUGUUUCCAGGUAUGCUCAGAAAAUCCACCGUCCCUUUGACGCUUCAACUGCUUCCAUCUCAAUGCCUUGGCUUCGGGUCAUUUUCAACGAGAUCCUCUGUUUGGAGGAAGAAAUUGAUAAUGAAAAAUGGUUCGCCGCUCUAUCGGAUCAUACGUGUCGACCUUCUCCGGCAGCUUCUUUAACGGCGACUGAAAUCCUGGAGAUCACUGAUUUUGUUCUUGGGAAUCUAUUUGAUUUUCCAACCAUUUUCAGUAGUCAAACUUCUCACCUUGCUACUUUGAUGCGGGCGAUGGAAGCCUUGGGCUUGCAGAUGACAUGUUUGAAAAAUUUCCUCCUCUUUGCUUCUGCAGAGACUCGGGUCGAAAACGGACAUAUCAAAGAUUUACUGAUUUACUUUGAAGAUGUUGCAAUCAAAGCAGCAGGUCUCUUCAUCAAUAGUCCACAUGAUGCGUUUGAUGAAAAAUGGUGUCAACACAUGGAGUUCAAGUGUUCAAUACUCCUUGAAAAGAUCAAGCCUGUUGAUCCUCAAGUAUUACACACUUACACUGAAGCUCUUAGUAGCUUAAAACCUUCCAGCCACUUAAAUCCUCAAGUCUGUCAGGAUUUCCUUGAUUGCCUCAUAUCAAACCUUUGGGAUAUUCUCCGAAUAGAUGUUGUUCAUCUGGAUUCUAUGAUGGAUCAACAGAAAGCUCUAUAUGAAGGAUUGAAACUCUUGAGAUCUAUUGUGAAGCAGCAGCAGGUUGCAGAAAACAUUGAUGACAAAAUCAAGGAACAAAUUGGGGAUCUGCUGAAAAGUCUCUUGGAGGAAAUUGAGGAAUCGCACCAUCAUAAUCAGGAACUGCGAGCUCUCUGGAAUCGCAUUCUUGAGAUCCCUGAAAUAACUGAUGAUAUUGUAGGUUUCCAUGGCGAUGCAGCAUCCAUCGUCGAUAAGAUCACAGGAGAAGGAAAUCAGUUGAUAGUGAUUAAUAUUUGGGGAAUGGCGGGUGCAGGUAAGACAACUCUUGCUUCUAAAGUGUACAAUGAUCCUUCUGUUAGAAAGCAUUUUGAUGUGCUUGCUUGGGGUUUGGUUUCUCCUGUAAUGGAAGAAGUCAGGUUGCUGACUGAGCUUUUAAAUCGUAUAGAUCCUAGUUGCAAUGUUCCGGUAGACGUAGCAGAUUUAAAAGCUAAGGUCCAUGCAUGUUUGAAAGACAAACGAUAUCUCAUAGUAUUGGAUGAUGUAUGGACUAAAGAAACAUGGAAAGAAUUGGAGUCUGUAUUCCCUCAGGAUGGCAUGGGGAGUAGAAUUCUUGUCACCAGUCGGCAAAGAUAUGUUAUUGAUUUUCGUUUCCUAUCUUUCGAAGAUCCUCCUUCAAUUUUUCCACUCACUAAUGAAGACAGUUUAGAGUUGCUGCAAAGGAAGUUAUUCCCUGGAAAGGAUUGGCCUCCUCCAUUACUUGAACUCGGGAAGGAAAUCGCAAAAUAUUGUAAGGGAUUACCUCUUGCAAUCAUCACUGUGGCUGGUCUUCUAGCAAAUAGCGAACAAGAGAAUUGGAAAGAGAUUGUGGAUGGUUUAAAUUCUGGUGCCACAGCUAUUCCAGAAUUAACUAUAAAUGCAUGGGAAUUAAGUUACCAGCAUCUGCCAGCUUACUUGAAACCUUGUUUUCUAUAUUUUGGGGCAUUUCCAAGAAAACAAGAGGUUUCUGUGAAGAGAUUAAUUCAUCUGUGGAUAGCUGAAGGCUUUGUUCAAAAAGCGGGAUUUGAGACAACAGAAGAUGCAGCAAAACAGUACCUGCAGGAAUUAAUUAAAAGAAACUUGGUCAUGGCUGCUAAAAAAAGAUCCAUAUAUCGCGUAAAAACUGUCCGGAUCAAUGAUUUGGCGCAUAACUUUUGUUUGAGAAAAGCCAAAACAGAGAAUUUUGUCUAUCUAUUGCGUGGGAAUGAUCAGCUUUCAGAUUAUGAGGAGCCACCCUACCUGCGCAGAUUGUGCAUUCAUGACGAUAAUAAUAAGUUGGGUUGCAGACCACACCGGCUUGCCACCUCCUCUUUCAUUCCCAUCUUCAAACUUCUCAAAGUGUUGGAUUUGGAGGAGAUUGAUUUGGGUUAUGUUGUUCCCAGUGAAAUAGGACUUUUCGUUCUGUUGAGAUACCUAUCGGUUCGAGGAAAUAUAGAGAUCAUUCCAACAUGGAUCGGUAAUCUGUCGAACUUGGAAAGUCUUGUUGUGCAUCUGGGAAGAGAACAAUCCAUGGUGCUAUUGCCACCUACUCUCUGGAAUCUAGAAAAAUUGAAGUGGGUCUGCAUAAAUGGAGGAGGUGGUAUUUUGCCCAUUGAAAAUCUAGAUGGCUCCCCUGGUUUGUUUGAGUUGGAAACGGCUUCGGGUGUAGUGAUCUACAGUGGUGCCAGCAUGAGAAGCCAGUUGCGGAGGUUUCGGAACAUCCGCAGGCUGAGAUGCGAUCUGUCUCAACUCUUUGUUGAGAAUCAAAAGUUGGAUAAGAUUGAAAUUCCAGAGUUUUUGGAGUUACUAAUGUCGCUUCACUUGUGGAGGUCAGACGUCGCAACGAUGAAUCCUGCUGUAUCUGAUAUGUGUUUUCCAAGUUACCUGGAAAACCUCACCUUAUCAAGGCUUGCAUUACCCUGGGAGAAGAUUUCGCCCAUUAUUAGACUCCAGCAUCUCCGUGUUCUCAAAUUACUCGAUUCCUGCUUCGUUGGGGAUACCUGGCAUCUGAAGGAGUAUAGUUUUAAUAGUCUUGAAUACCUGAAAUUGUCUAGGUUGGACAUUGUCAGGUGGACAUGCGACACUGGACGUUUUUCCGGCCCCUUGAAGAAUUUGGUAUUGGAACACUGCAGCAACUUGGUAGAGCUUCCAACAGUCUAUCUAUGGCAAAGACGUUUGUCUCUCCAGGUGAUUGACAUCAUCUCCUGUUCUGACAUUUUAAAAGGAGUAGCCAAACGUGUCGGUAGAUAUUGCAAGGUUCAGGCUGUUUGA
This is a messenger RNA of Oldenlandia corymbosa var. corymbosa, 3174 nucleotides long. NCBI's taxonomy places the organism in Eukaryota, Viridiplantae, Streptophyta, Magnoliopsida, Gentianales, Rubiaceae. The record is from the annotation of a GenBank genome assembly.